This is a messenger RNA of Cladophialophora yegresii CBS 114405, 1566 nucleotides long. RefSeq lists its product as uncharacterized. Lineage: Eukaryota; Fungi; Ascomycota; Eurotiomycetes; Chaetothyriales; Herpotrichiellaceae. The record is from RefSeq and is a predicted model, not a curated record. Gene Ontology annotation, cellular component: catalytic step 2 spliceosome. The transcript has a single exon. The coding region runs from base 1 to 1566 and encodes 521 amino acids.
AUGACCACCACGCAGCCAAGUCAAGCCCUCGUGAGGCAGGCCUCGGUCGCCGAUGUGGCCCUGAUGCCCCCACCGCCGUUCAAGCGGAUUAAGAGACCACCGGAAGUGCUAGACGAGGACGAAUACACACAGGCGCUGUCCGACAUCAUCGCGCGCGACUACUUCCCCGGCCUGCUGGAGAGCCAAGCCCAGCACGAAUACCUCGCGGCAUUGGACUCCGGCAACGACGCAUGGAUCGCAGAGGCGGCGCAGAAACUGAGACACGCGGGCGCUCAGAUGGCGACGGGUACUAAGAGGAGGGCAGGUGCGCGAAAUACGCGCUUCGACAGUAGUACCAGUACCCCGUCGGCGUCGGUAACGCCCACAACCACAAGAAGAGCCCAAGAUACACCGCUGGGAUAUACGGGCAACGAGACGCCCGUCAGCGUUGCUGGAUCUCAAAUCUCACGUGGGGAGGGUGGAUCUGGGCUACUGGAACAGCGAAACGAACAGUCACAGUUGGAAAAGGACAAGGCAAGACUAUCCCUCGGGGCGUUCCAAGCGAAAUACACGUCCGAAGACAACGAGUCGUUCAACACGGUGCUGGACAAGCAGAAUCAAAAGCGCCGGCUCAAGCACGCGCACCUCUGGACCCAAGACCAGCGAAUACCUUCGGCGCGGCAGAUCGCGUACCGCCGCGCGGAGGAAGUCCGCUUGCUGAAACAAAAAGCAGAAGCAGAAACACAACCAGACGACGACGACGACGGGACCGCAGAAGGUGGGAAAGCACUGAUCCCCAUCUCGAUGUCCAUCUCAAGCGGCGCAGUGGACACCCGCCCCGCUAGACCCGACGCCUGGAAGAUCCAGACGCCCGACAACACACUCAUGUUCCCCGCCAGCUCGGUCGACGAGGACCACGGCAUCCCCACCGUUCAACAAGUCAGGGAACAAACCUCGAAGGCCGGCGCCAAGGAGGUCGUGCAUUCCAACACGCGGUUCCCACCCUUACAUGUGCAGUAUGCGGAUGAUUUCGCGGCAGUUCCACCGAGUCCAAGUCUCAACACGGACAUCAUCGCGAAUCGCCACCGCGGCCGCGGUCCAGCAAGCGAGGUCUCCGGCAGCGAAACGCCCCGAGUCAACGGGUAUGCCUUUGUGGAUGAGGACGAACCUGAGCCUGAGAAUGUACAUGCGUCCACCAACGCUCCGGCCCCGCCAAGCUACAGAGAUCUCCUCGCCGGACAGGUCGCCGGCGACGGGACGCCCAACCCGUUCAAGAUCAGCGAGAUCCGCAAGCGCGAGGACCUGCAUCUGAGGAUGGUGGAACGGCAGGCGCGGAAGAAGAGGGAGAAAGACAAGGAUAAAGAAACAACCGCCACUAUCAGGACGCCCGGCGCAAGGACUCCUCACGCCGGGAAUGUAACGCCGGCGGCUCGGAGGCUGAUGGAGAAGUUGGGCGCGAACACGAACAGGACGCCCUCGAGAGGUGCUGGUGCUGGCGAUGGCGUGGCGAGUACUAGAAGUAGUACCUUGGGUACCCUGGAUUGGACGCCGGGACGGACACCCCGGCGGAAGACGCUGCCUAAAUAA